Messenger RNA from Onychostoma macrolepis, 2155 nucleotides. Its product is annotated as gastrula zinc finger protein XlCGF57.1-like. Lineage: Eukaryota; Metazoa; Chordata; Actinopteri; Cypriniformes; Cyprinidae. Gene Ontology annotation, biological process: regulation of transcription by RNA polymerase II. Bases 145 to 2070 code for a protein of 641 amino acids. The transcript has 3 exons. Gene Ontology annotation, molecular function: DNA-binding transcription factor activity; RNA polymerase II cis-regulatory region sequence-specific DNA binding. The record is from RefSeq and is a predicted model, not a curated record.
UGUUGUUUCUGUAAAUAGAAAAAUACGUUUUUUUUUUUAUCUGUUCAGUAAAUACCUGUAAUAUUCUCAUCUUCACAGUCGUGACUAAGUUUUGAAGCAGGAAUAUCUGGAGGAGUAUCAGUUGAACUGAGAUCUGCUGUGAAGAUGCUGUUUGUUAAAGAGGAGAGUGAGGAGAACACGAGUGAACCAGAAACCUGCAGAAUAAAACAUGAGGAACCAGAAACCUGGAGAAUAAAACACGAGGAACCAGAAACCUGGAGAAUAAAACACGAGGAACCAGAAACCUGGAGAAUAAAACACGAGGAACCAGAAACCUGGAGAAUAGAACACGAGGAACCAGAAACCUGCAGAAUAAAACACGAGGAACCAGAAACCUGGAGAAUAAAACAGGAGGAACCAGAAACAUGGAGAAUAAAACACGAGGAACCAGGAACCUGUAAAAUAAAACAGGAGGAACCAGAAACCUGCAGAAUAAAACAUGAGGAACCAGAAACCUGGAGAAUAGAACACGAGGAACCAGAAACCUGGAGAAUAAAACAUGAGGAACCAGAAACCUGGAGAAUAGAACACGAGGAACCAGAAACCUGGAGAAUAAAACACGAGGAACCAGAAACAUGCAGAAUAAAACAGGAGGAACCAGAAACAUGGAGAAUAAAACACGAGGAACACGGAGAAUUUAUUGAAGAAAGUGAGGAGAAAGAAGUAUUGAGUGAAGAUGAGGAGAAACAUCAUGUCAAAACUGGAGAAAAACCUUCGAGUUGCUCUCAAACCAAACAGAAAGAUUUAAAGAAAAGAGGAGCCAAGAAAUCUUUCACCUGCACUCAGUGUGGAAAGAGUUUGACAUGCAAAUAUAGUCUUAAUGUUCAUAUGAGAGUUCAUACUGGAGAGAAACCGUUCACUUGUGAUCAGUGCGGGAAGAGUUUCACGCGAUUAUUAAGCCUUAAGGUACACAUGAACAUCCACACUGGAGAGAAACCUUACAAGUGUUCACACUGUGACAAGAGAUUCAUUCGGUCAGGAGACCUAAAGAAACACAAGGUAGUCCACACUGGAGAGAAACCACACACGUGUGAUCAGUGCGGGAAGAGUUUCACACUAAAAGAAAGCCUAAUAGGACAUAUGAGAAUUCAUACUGGAGAGAAACCGUUCACCUGUAAUCAAUGUGGAAAGAGUUUUGCACAAUCGUCAAACCUUAAGGUACACAUGAACAUCCACGCUGGAGAGAAACCUUAUAAGUGUUCACACUGUGACAAGAGAUUCCGUCAGCCAACACAUCUGAAAACACAUGAGAGGAUCCACACUGGAGAAAAACCACACACAUGUGAUCAGUGUGGGAAGAAUUUUGCACGAAUAGGAAGCCUUAUGACACAUAUGAAAGUUCAUACAAGAGAGAAACUGUACACAUGUAAUCAAUGUGGAAAGAGUUUGAAAUGCCAAUAUAGUCUUUCUGUUCACAUGAGAGUUCAUACUGGAGAGAAACCAUUCACUUGUGAUCAGUGUGGGAAGAGUUUCACACAAUCAGCACACCUUAAGAAACACAUGAACACCCACACUGGACAGAAACUGCACACAUGCGAUCAAUGCGGUAAAAUGUUUUUAUGGGCUUCAGUUCUAAAGAAACACCUGAAAGUUCAUUCAAAGGAGAAGCCACAUUCAUGCCAUUUGUGUGGAAAGAGUUUUUUCCGUUUUUCAAUUUUGAAAGAACAUCAGAAAAUACAUACUGGUGUGAAAGAGUACAUGUGCAUUGAGUGUGAAAAGACUUUUACUUCAGUAAAGUGUUUACAACUGCAUGAGAGGAUCCACACUGGAGAGAAACCUUAUAAGUGUUCACACUGUGACAAGCGAUUCAGUGAUUCAGCAAAUCUGAAAAGACACGAGAGGAUCCACACUGGAGUGAAACCUUAUAAGUGUUCACACUGUGACAAGAGAUUCAGUGUGUCAUCAAAUCUGAAAACACAUGAGAGGAUCCACACUGGAAAGAAACCAUAUCACUGCACUGCAUGUGGGAAGCGUUUCACGCAUUUAUCUGCUCUACUCAGUCAUACAAAAAAACAAUCACAAGUUGAUUGAAGAAAACAAGGAGAAUAAAGAAUCGGUUGAAGUUGAGGAGAAAAAUCAUGUCAAAACUGGAGAAAAACCUACCAAACAGAAAGAU